Molecule: messenger RNA, 6039 nt
Organism: Mus caroli (Ryukyu mouse)
Lineage: Eukaryota; Metazoa; Chordata; Mammalia; Rodentia; Muridae
Gene: Clic5
Product: CLIC family member 5
Source: RefSeq, a predicted model, not a curated record
UCCGUGCUGUGCGGCGGCAAAGCAUCACCCCUUAGUCCGUUCCUUAGCCCCAACCGACUCCGUUCUGCCUGGGAAAGGAUCUGCCAGACCAAGCAACAUGAAUGAAGACUACAGUGAUACCUAUGAUAAAAUCCAAAAGACGAGCACAGAUGAGGCUCCAGACCUGCAGGAGGAAAGUGACGCUCCUUUGUAUGACAGAGUCCAUGAAGACUCUGAAAAUGAUCUGUAUGCCACCAGGCUAGAAUGCCACGAGUACGAUUACUUGUCACCUUAUGUCUCAAAAAGUGAUGAAGCCACCCCAGCCUCCCUGGAGCCAGAAGCAGAUGGCUACCUCCUGCCGGAUGAGGUGUUUUCAGAGUCCCAGGCGGUUCGGGAUGUCUCCAUGGGAGACUCACAUUCACCAAGCCAGGACCCAGAGCCUCUCUCCUGGGAAGCUCAGGAGAAUGGAGGAGCAACCGAGGAAGACGUGCCUUCCUCACACUCACUAAGCCAGGACCCGGAGCGUCUCCCGUGGGAACCUCAGGAGAAUGGAGGAGCAACCGAGGAAGGCGUGCCUUCCUCACAUUCACUAAGCCAGGACCCGGAGCGUCUCCCGUGGGAACCUCAGGAGAAUGGAGGAGCAACGGAGGAAGAUGUGCCUUCCUUACUGAGCUUCAGGGUUCAGCACAGCAAGGUGCUUGCCACAAGCCAGGAUUCCCCUAUCAGCCCUUCUGCUGCUAUUGGGUUGGGAGAAAAAGAAGCAGCUACCAGCAACCCUGAGAUCUUCCUGUUUGUGAAGGCUGGGAUCGAUGGGGAAAGCAUUGGCAACUGUCCCUUCUCUCAGCGUCUCUUCAUGAUCCUCUGGCUGAAAGGAGUCGUGUUCAAUGUCACCACCGUGGAUCUGAAAAGAAAGCCAGCCGAUCUACACAACCUGGCUCCUGGCACGCACCCGCCCUUCCUGACCUUCAAUGGGGAUGUGAAGACGGAUGUCAACAAGAUUGAAGAGUUCCUGGAGGAGACCCUAACCCCUGAGAAGUACCCCAAACUGGCUGCAAAACACCGGGAAUCUAACACUGCGGGCAUAGACAUCUUCUCCAAGUUCUCAGCCUACAUCAAAAACACCAAACAACAGAACAAUGCUGCCCUUGAGAGAGGUUUGACAAAGGCACUGAGGAAGCUGGAUGACUACCUGAACAGCCCUCUGCCAGAGGAGAUUGACACCAACACCCAUGGGGACGAGAAGGGGUCCCAGCGCAAGUUCCUGGAUGGGGAUGAGCUGACCCUGGCCGACUGCAAUCUGCUGCCCAAGCUGCAUGUGGUCAAGAUUGUGGCUAAGAAGUACCGAAACUAUGACAUCCCAGCUGAGAUGACAGGCUUGUGGCGGUACCUCAAGAAUGCCUAUGCACGGGACGAGUUCACCAACACCUGUGCAGCUGACAGUGAGAUCGAGUUGGCCUACGCAGAUGUCGCCAGGCGCCUCAGCCGAUCGUGAGCUUGGCUGUCUGGCCCAAUUUCUGCUGCAGAAGAAUUCUACUUUUCCCAAUGGCUUUCAGCUCUACAGACUCUUCUUCCCCAUUGCCUCGGGGAAACAUAAAAAAAAAAAAAUUAGGCCACAUCUUACUGGCACUCCUGAACUCAACUCCAGCCUUCUACCUUCUAAGAUCAGUGCCAUUCUUCUGCCUUGCCCUGCAGGAGCCUGGCAAGCAGAGAGGACACGGUGGCAGAUUUUUUUUCCACCUGCUGGUCUGAUCUAGGGUCAGUGUAUCUGAGGUCAGUUUGCAGAGCUUCCAUGGGAUUGUCACUGUUCCCUUCUGCCAAUAUCAUAAUGCUUUCUCAGAUGCGCUAACAACUUGAAAUGCCAGCUUCUCUCUCCCCUCCUUCCUCAGCAACUGCAAGGUGAUGGACAAAUACAUGAUCUUUAGGGAGAGAUCUGUGCCUUGAUUGGGGAGACAGUGUUUGGGGGGACUCAGCUGGGUGUGGCUCUGGAUAUCUAGCAAAACAGUUCCAGAUGCUCACUAUUUCUGACAGUGGGCCAGAUGGACACACCCCCAACACACAAUAUACCCCAGUUUUCUGGUGCAAUAUGAUUACAUCCUGGCCAGCACUGACCCAAGUUUUCCUCCUGUCUCCAUUUUGCCACAAAGGCAGUCGAUUCAUAACUCUAAACCAAGGUGACCCAGAUAAGGAGAGACUUCUGGGAAGCAAUAUUGAUGCCAAAAGGCCCACCAGGGUCUACAGCCACAGGGGUCACUGGCUGAAGAGUAGGUCGUCCACUGGAGAUCACAUGAGUGUGUGUGUGUGUGUGUGUGUGUGUGUGUGUGUGUGUGACUGUGUUCUUCAGUGGGUAGCUUUGGGUUUGAGCAAGCGAAGGAAGUGGAGGGAUGGGAGGAAAUAAAGUUCUAUUUGAGUUUGACAUGGCCUAGAAAACUUUUAGAGCAGUCUUCUCUCUCAUUAUCUAAAUCUUGGACUGGUGUUACGGCACCCCUACCAACUGUAGAGCAGACUCCAACAUCAGCCAAAAUGUCUUCCAGGCUCUUCAUAGUCACUUGCAGAUGUGGGUUGCCACCUGCCUGUGCCCUGGCUCCCAGUUUCUUCAGCCUCAGCCUCUGAUGAAAGAGAAAAUCUAUUAAGAAAUGGUGUGAUCGUGGGCUACCUUAGGAAGAAAGCCCAUGGGUCUUUCUGACUGGGAAGCCACAACUUGAAUUUGGAAAUUAUGGACUGCCUUGGGUUCAUUUUCCUGCCAGCAGGCUCAUCUAUCAGAUUUUCAAGAAAGAGAAAACUUUUUAAGAAUUUCUUUAUAAACUAAUAUUUCUCUAAUAAAACUUUUGAGUUUUACCUACAACUCUCAGGGUGUGACCAUGAGAACCUAGGCUGAUUAGGAACUAUGACAAACCAAUCACCCAUUAGCUCUUCCUCUACCAGUGAGCUAGUGAGUGCCUAGAAGAAAUCCAUCCCUAGGACCUCAACUCCAACAAUCCCGCUUCUGUGUCACUGACAGUGGAGGCGAGGCUCCUGAGGGCCGGUAAGACCCUGGUCUUGGCUCAGUGCUCCGGAGGGUGGAGCAGCACAGAUCCUUUCCAUAGAAACAUCAACAUGGUUUAACCCAAGCAGUCACUGAGCCCUCCUGCCUCUAGGGAUCUCCAAAGCAAAGAGUGACCAUUGAUCCAAGGAGGGAGGAAGCAGGAGGUCUCCCUAGCCCACUGGGGAAGAGGACUCUGCCUGCUAGAAGAGUUUAUAAACCUGAAGGGGCUUUGAAGAGGCAAAAUGAGCCGAUUCAUUUCCAUCGCUACAGGAACCUUUCCACGGGCUCUCCAUAAGCUACCCCUGGGGAUGUUUAAAAGUGUAGCACUGCUGAGGGAACAGCAGUUUUUUCUUCAGGGAAGAGCCCUCAAUGGGCCUCUCGGGGAAGGAGAACUUCCGGAACCAUCCGGAAGGCUGUUUAAUUAAAAGAAAACCAUGCUGUUCUCAGAGAUCCUUCCUAGAAUUUACAAGCAGGCAGGGUGAACUCACACAGCGCACACCCCUAUUUUCCACAGGUGGGCUGGUGUUAAAGAUAUGAAGACUAGCAUGCAUACUGAGCGUCUUCAGAGGAAGGGGAAGAAUUUUCCUCAUGUGAUGCUCUGAGCCCAUCAAUCGGCAAGUCUUUAAAAACAAACUUCCCAAGCCGAGUCGAUGUUGUUUCUAGACGGUCCUCCUAUGGUUGAGUUAGUUUCACAGAAAUCACAAUAUUUAGGCAAUGUUGGAUGCUAUAGGAUCAAUCAGAACCCCUUUAAAGAGAGGCAAGAUUUUAGACGGGAGGCUUUCCUAAGUACUUUAAUGCAGAUGUAACUUUAAUGUUAUCAAAUAACUAUAAUGAGACUAACCAAUGUCUUAGGACACAAUUAUCAUAGCAUGUAAAAAACAAAACAAAAAAAAGCAAUAAAGUCAAUGAUGAUUACCUACCCCACCCCCUCCAAGGAGAGUUUUCUCUGGAGGCUCUAGUUUCUUUCUUAACCUUGAUAUGUAUAUGGUUUACCAUCUGAAGUCACCCUGUGUUGAGGUUCCAAGUUCCAGCUCAGACCAUGUGGAAGGGUUUGUAGUGUGGACUCUACCUGCAGAAAUUCUGGAUAAGAGCUAUUCCGGUAAAUGCCAGUCCCGCAGGAAGCAUUUGGAUGUCAGAGAAAAGGAAGCUAUGUUGACAGAGGUACUGUGUAUUCCUCUCUCACCUUGGAUUGCCACAUGACAAUCUUGUAUGUAUGAAACAUUAAGUGCAAGGCAAGACAGACAGAUGGGGUCUGACUCAAAAUUACUGAGCUGAGUGUACCUACCUAUUUAAAACCGCCCACUUCUUAGGUUGAUCCAGAGAGAAAAUGCUAUUAACUAUCCACAAUAAGAUAGAGAGUGAAUUGUUUGCUUGUUUAGAAAUAUAAUUUCAUAUUCUCCUGAAAAAAAAAGAAAAUGUCCUGGUAAGUUCAGGAAUACAGUCAUGUGUCUAUCUCACCUUUUAAAUGAGGGGUCUAGGUAGCCUACUGGAACCAAACAAAUCAGUUGCAAAGUAGGGCAGAACCUGCUGGUACCUUCUUGUGAGGUUCUUAUAAGGUGAAACAAGAACAGUGACUAGAGGGGUGGACACUCUGCAGACAGGUAGUCCUAAGCAGGUUAGAACCAUCAUGGAAUGAAACGUGCCUGGCACAGAGAGAUGUUGCUGUUGACAAGUUCUGGGGACCUUCCAGGCCUAGGUAAAUUGUAUUAUGAGGGAAGUCAAGGCAGAAGCCGUGUGUCCAUCUAAUAAAAGUUCACCAUCGCUAAAAGAGUUUGCAUCUACAAUCAAAUCCUUCUAGAAGCAGUAGGUGUCUGGUCGGUAGGUACGUCUGGGGUUUCUGUCCAUUCUUCCAUGGUCUAGGAGUUAGCUCAGCUGCAAGAUGAGGCAGGAUACUAAUGUGGCUUUGCUGGGAAACAUGAAACACUAAUUCAUGAUUGAAACUAAAUUCAGUGAUUCUCAAGGAUAACCUUUUGAGAUCUACAUGUUUCUAUCAUCCAUAUUCAUAUACAUUAUAUCUAUAUAUGAUAUUACAAAGAAAGGGUGAAGGAAAGAAGUGUGCCCAUGAGGCCUCAGACUCUGGUGUUGGGAGAACAUUUGUGAUCUUGUCUUUGGCCUUGGGGCCCUUCUACAGAUAGGCCAAUGACUUUGUAUCCACUGCUCUUUAUCAUUCAAACUAACAGCUUGUGCCUGAAUUAUAAGUGUAUUUUAUUUUCCCUUUACCAAUAUUUCCCUCCCAGCCUAGCUGCAAGCUACAUUCAUCUCAUUAUUAUGAAUGAGAUUCUCAUUACUAUGAAUGAGUAUAAAUCAAACUGCCCAAUCUUAUUUAAUGUUGUUUCAGGAUAUAGAUCUAUUGUUCAUUAUCACCACAUGCACCAGCAAAAAUAAAGAAAACGUUAUUCCAAUAUAAGGUUUGACUUAAACCGUACUUUCAGUAAAAUCAAUCUAGUGUUUGGUAAAAACAGUUUUGAAGACAUGGUAUUUUUAUAGCUAGAGAUGUCGCAACAUCAACUGUGAAUAUAUUUAUAGGAGAUAGAAGGGUAGGAUCUAGCUUGGUUAUAGAGUGUUUGCUUAACAUACAUGAAACCCUGGGUCAGAUCUCUAGCACUGCAUCAACCAAGCAUGGUAGCAAACACUGGUAAUUCCAGCAUAAAGGAGCCGAGGUCAGGAAGACCAAGGUCAGCUGCAUAGCAAACUGGAGGCUGGUCUGAGACCCUGUCUCAAAACAAGUAAAAUAUUCAGCUGAUACUUGAAUUUCUCCCCCCUCCACCCAAGUCACCUAGUUUUUUUUUAAUUUUAUUUUAUAAGCUGAGGAGUUAACUGAUUAGCAAUUCUAAUACAUUGUAUGUAGGGACACUCCAAAUGAUGGUAACUCAUAUUUUUUGAGAGCUUUAGCUUGGGUGAGAACAUACCUUGCUUUCAAGCCUUUGACUACAUAAGGAGUCAAGUGUUUUCUACUUCUCCUUGAGCCAGCUGUAAAUGCAUUUCCUGGUCUUGAUUGGUAUUGACUGAUUCAAAUAAAGUUGGUUUAUUUUCAAAUA